UCAGCCCCCUCACCCCUCGCUGCCCGCCACCCGGGCCGGGCCGAGGAUGCGGCGCAGCGCCUCGGUGUCCAGGCUCGCUCCCCUCCAGCUCGCUUGCUAACUUCCCUGCUCCAUCUCUGUCCGCCAGCGGGGCCGCCCCGUCGCCCCGCGCUCUCCCGGUCGGGUCCUUCAGGCGCGCCGGGCGCAGCAUCCGUGUGCCCCCUGCUGCCAGUCGGCGCGCCCGCGCUCCCCGCCCGCUCCCUGUGCCAGCGCCCCGUCCGCGCCCGAUCAUGCUGCCCCUCUGCCUCGUGGCCGCCCUGCUGCUGGCCGCCGGGCCCGGGCCGAGCCUGGGAGACGAAGCCAUCCACUGCCCGCCCUGCUCCGAGGAGAAGCUGGCGCGCUGCCGCCCCCCCGUGGGCUGCGAGGAGCUGGUGCGCGAGCCGGGCUGCGGCUGUUGCGCCACUUGCGCCCUGGGCAAGGGGAUGCCCUGCGGGGUGUACACCCCCCGCUGCGGCUCGGGCCUGCGCUGCUACCCGCCCCCAGGGGUGGAGAAGCCCCUGCACACGCUGAUGCACGGGCAAGGCGUGUGCAUGGAGCUGGCGGAGAUAGAGGCCAUCCAGGAAAGCCUGCAGCCCUCUGACAAGGAUGAGGAUGAGCACCCCAACAACAGCUUCAGCCCCUGCGGCGCCCACGACCGCAGGUGCCUGCAGAAGCACUUCGCCAAAAUUCGAGACCGGAGCAACAGUGGGAGCAAGAUGAAGGUCGUCGGGGUGCCGCGCGAGGAAGCCCGGCCUAUGCCUCAGGGCUCCUGCCAGAGCGAGCUGCACCGGGCCCUGGAGCGGCUGGCCGCCUCACAGAGCCGCACCCACGAGGACCUCUACAUCAUCCCCAUCCCCAACUGCGACCGCAACGGCAACUUCCACCCCAAACAGUGCCACCCGGCUCUGGACGGGCAGCGCGGCAAGUGCUGGUGCGUGGACCGGAAGACAGGAGUGAGGCUUUCAGGGGACCUGGAGCCAAAUGGGGAGCUGGACUGCCACCAGUUGGCUGACAGCUUCCAUGAAUGAGCCCUACCAGCAGGCGGGGGGUUCCGUGCCCCCCGCCACCCCUUCCCCUGGAGGCUGCAGAGCUGACGGGGAGCCUGGGUCUGAGUCCUGGCUCUGCCUCUGGCCCAGAAGUUUCCAUCAGGGUGUGUGUGUUGUGUGUGUGACUGUGUGUGUUUAUGAGCAUGGAUGUGCCCUUGGGGUGAGCCGGAGCCUGGGGGUGUCCUCUCUGGGCUUAGAGAGCCUGAGAGGUCUGAGAGUGGCAAUGGGGAGCCCUGGUAUAUUUCCACAUUGAUCCUGGAUUCAUUCAUUCAUUCAUUCAUUCAGCCAUCUAAAGACAUGUAUUGACUACAUAUUACGUGCCAGCUCUGGUUUUCAGCCCUGGGGGCUCUUAUUCUGACUUCCGGUGACUUGGACACAAGGGGCUGCCUCCUGCAGGAUGAGCACAGGUCUUGGGAGAAGUCCCAUUCCCAUAAUCAGAGGAGGAAAGUAGGCGUGUACCUUGACCAUCAUCCCGCGCCUCAAUCUAGUCAUGGAGUGGAGGCCGUAGGGAAGGUGUAGGGUAGCAGAUGGCUGGAGGGUCAGGAAACCAGACCUACCCCCAAAGCCAAGGGCUGCCAGGCUCCGCCUCUCUCCCUGCAGAGACAAGCCUACUCUUGGGUUGGGUGUAGUGCCAUCUGCUUAAUUGCCUGGCAACUGAGUCCCAGCUUGUGCAGCAUGGAAGAGGGUCAGAGGGAGGCCUGAAGAACAGGGGGCCGGGCAGUGGGGCCCAUGUCUGAGCGGUUGGGGUGCGAGGAAAGAAUGUGUGAUGGGACUGCAUGCGCCUGAUGGAGAAAAGGACCAGUGUAUUGGGGUCAGGGCGUGGGGAUUGCCUGGGCUCUUGCUUCCUCCCGUUUGUGGUCAGAGCCAUGAAAUCAGCAGGAUGACUCUGUCCUCCAGCGGCUCACAGCCUGUGGCUCCGCCUCCCGCUCCACACCUACUCCCCCGAGCCUCCCUCCCCCACUCACUGCCUCCUGGGCAUCUCUGGCUGGACUGGGUGGAAGGAGACUUAGGGACCUACCAGUUGGCCAUAAUGUCUUGUCUUUCUUUCUUUUUUUUAACAAAACAGGACAAAACAAAAUAAAAAAUGCUAGACG
Molecule: messenger RNA, 2158 nt
Organism: Pteronotus mesoamericanus
Lineage: Eukaryota; Metazoa; Chordata; Mammalia; Chiroptera; Mormoopidae
Gene: IGFBP4
Product: insulin like growth factor binding protein 4
Exons: 4
Coding region: 270-1046 (258 amino acids)
Biological process (GO): regulation of insulin-like growth factor receptor signaling pathway
Cellular component (GO): extracellular region
Molecular function (GO): insulin-like growth factor II binding; insulin-like growth factor I binding
Source: RefSeq, a predicted model, not a curated record